AUGUCGCUGGCGCCGCCUGCGGCGCAGCAGCUGUCCCCCUUAGUCUUUUGCGAGGCGGCCUCUUCGUCGCCGUACGCGUCUUCUUUAUGCGACACCCAAGCGCCGCAGACGUCUGGAGUCCUCUUGGAGGCGCCUGUUUCGCGCUUGUCCCCAGAGACAGAGGGGCUGGCGCCCUCACUCGCGCCCGCACCUCACGUGGCCGGGGGGCCUCUCUCUGGAGGCGGUGACUCUGCGCAGGCGCCGCUGACAGACCCAGCGCAGGCCAGCCGCUCAGGCUCGUUGUCUUCUGCAGCCGUAUCCGCGCCUUCGCCUUGUCAAAGGCGCACGUACCACUCCAGUCAAGAGCGGACUCGCGGGUGUACCGCACUGCACAGGGCGCGCGCGGCAGAGAACGUGGGCUUGCGGCCUCCGUUCCGCGCAGAGAGUGACCUCCACACGAGGCGCGAAGCGCACGAGAAGGCGCCGACCCACCCCUGCCGCGAGUCUCGAGCUGGUGACAAGUCACGCGCCGCCAUGGGAAUCGCCCAGAAGCCUGCCUCCGUGAGUCUCGCCUCGUCGCCCCUGCCUGCUGGCUCCGACACGCAGGAAGGACCCAGCGUGGCCUCUGCGGAGAAUGAGUCGCGACCCGCUUCAGCAGCGAGCCUCUCGUCACCCUCAGGCGACAACCCGAUGAAAGAAAAGGGGGGGGAAGGGCAGAUCUCUGCCCCGUCUGCCCUCGCCCCAUCGGUCGCCGCAUUGGCUGGCUCGGCCUCCGUGACGCCGAUGCCUUUCUCCCCAUCCCCACCUUCCCUCCCCCCGGCUCCCAAGGCAGAUAUCCCCAGCGCGGCGACCUCCCCCGCGCCUGCGGCGUCGCCGUCGCUCGCGUCUCUGCCGAGUGGGAACUUCACGCAACUCUCCCGGGGAUGCGAGUCGGUCAGCUCCAUGUCCACGGUGCCAAGUUUCUCGAGGGGGCAGUCUUGUGCGUCCAACAGCGCGGAGGCGGGUAGGCUGUCGACCUCGUUCCCGUCUCUCCGUCAUGCCGGCGACGGCGUCUCUUCGUCUUCCUUCGCCUCGCUGUCUUCGUCCUUCUCUUUCCCCUGCGCAGUUCCUGAGGACUCCGCUGGGGCUGCCGCCACCACCGGCGGGUCAGAAGGGGCAGGAAAGGCCGAGGCGCGUCGACCUGCGGCGGCAGCGGUUCUUCUGGGGGUCCAGGCUGGGGUUUCGGCUGCGCGGCCGCCGCGAGAACUCCACGAAGGCAGCAGCGCUGCGCCUUCUUUCUGUUCGUCGUUCCCGCCUGCAGGCGCUUGCGCGGUGCAGCUGAGCGCACAACAGGAAGGAGGGAGGAGUGACCCGCUGCCGUUUCUGCCGCCAGAGCCAGCCGGCGAGCGAGCGUUUGCCGCUGUAGGCGUGCAUGCGUCGCACUGCCUCUCGUCUUCGCAGUCUGGCUCCGCGCCGCCGGCGUUGCUUGCGGAAGCCUUCCCAGCAGCGAUGGGGGGAGGCGGGAGCCUGUUGACUGCGUGCAAGGCGGAGAAGGAGAAACCGUUCGGAGUCGCGCCGCCAAUCCAGCAGUCGCCCGCCUCCGCGUCUAGCGCGCAGCCAGCCGCCACGACCCUAUGCGUGUGUAAGUUCCUCCUGGGGGAAGACGUCGCGGGCUACCUCGUCGGGAGGAAGGGCGGCGGCAUCGAUGAGUUUCAGAAACGCAACGGCCCCGGCUUGCGCGUGACUGUCAGCAAGCGCGGCGAGAUCUUUCCCGUCUUGGGUGAGCGAAUCGCCGCCGCAGUCGGCGUCCAGGAGAGCAUCGCGAGGGCGCUCGACGAGAUCGUCGACGUCGCCACCAAGCGAGCCAUGCACAAGGAAGAAGAGCGCAGGCUCGACACUGGAAGAAAAAUCAGCAAGCCGAAGACGUGCUUCAAGUUGGUCGUUCCUGAGACUUCAGUGAGGCUGUUGGAGCAGCUAGACGACACCUGUGAAUCCGCGCGAGAAAUUGGCCGCAAGUACCGAACGGAAGUUCUGCUCACUUCCGCCAACGACUGGUUUCACCUCGAGGCUGGUGACGCAGUUGCAAAGGAGCGGCUUGUCCAGGUCAUAGGCCUUCCGAACGACGUGAAGGACACAGUCCGGGAGCUGGUGCCCCUGUACCAGCAAGACGCGACGCUGACGACUUCGCUGGAGCUUUGCUACGGAAAGAAAACCCCUGCGCCGCCUCCGCCGCCGCCACCCAUUCACCCGCCGCUGUUCUCCUUCACGCCGUCUCCCACCUGCUCGCCUGCGUUCCCGGGAAACAACGUGCCGCCGCCCGCCGGCUUCUCGAGUGGAUCUUCCUUUCUGCCCGCGUACGCGGGGUCGCAGCUGCUCUUCAGUGCCGCCAAUAACUCGAGUGCGCUCUGCGCGGGGGGGACGGGCUCGCGGGGGCUUGCCGCCACGGGCGGACGAGGCGCGGGCCUGGGCGUCGGCGUGGGCGCUCUGUCGGCGCAGACCGGCGCGGGCUGCUCCCAAGCUGGCCAGGGCACCACGGCGUCCCCAGGGGCGGCGAAGAGUCUGUUGUCCGCGGCUGCGACGGCGUCGCACGCUGGAUUCCCCGCGGCCCCCGCGGCCUCGAUGAAGCCGCCGCUCUACUCUCCGCUCCUGUGCGCCACCCUCAGCCACGCGCCGGCCUGCGCAUCGAGCUACAGCACCUCUGCGGGGUCCAGCUUCGACAGCUUCGCAACCGCCUCCUCCUCCUCAGGCCGCAGGGGAAGGCGGUUUUCCGCAGACGUCUCUGAGAUAUUCACUCGGUCUCUGAGUGCGGCGGCGUCCUCCGCCGCGCACCCAGGACGUCAAGACCCCGCCGCGGACAACGGGGCACCGCCGGGAGCGGGGGGCGCGGGCGCAGGGAAGCUGGGCGGCGGCGGAGCGCCGAAUUUCACAGCUGAGCUGCUGUCUCUGCUCGCGAUGCAGGGGACAAGCCGAGGCAAGCUCCUCCCGCCGGUCAGUGGAGGCGGCUCGACGGGGGUGCCGGCCGCGUACGCUGCGCGAUCGCUCGCGCUCUACAACGCCCAACAAGCAGCGCUGGCGGGAGGCGGAUUCGGCUUUGCAGCCAAGACGGCUGGGCUGCCCUCGUCUGCCCUCUCCUCCCCCUUCCCUCAGUCCUCUGCACUCGCGGGGGCGAAGCAGGCACCAGGGGGCCGCUUUUCCUCAGCUUCUUCGGAGUCCGCCGGCGGAACCCCGCCGGAUGCCCUCGUUUCUGCGGCUGCAGCGGCCACCCCGGCGACGCAGGCCGCACUCGUUCGGGCGCUGCUCCAGCAGUUCAUCGAGACAGAGUUGAAGCGGAGCGGCGCAAGUGCCGGCGGCGGCGAGGAGAGGAAGCGCGAGGGCGUGCCGCUGUCCGGAGGAAGUCCAACAAGUGAUCACAGCGGGCGCGACGAAGGCCUGAACCUGCAAACGCUACUGGGAGCGAGUUUGCGGGGCGAGGGUCUGCGGCAAGAGCUUCUCGCGUCCGCAGCAGACUCUGCGGCGCAAAGGGGCCCGUACGCCCACGGGUUUCUGGGGGGCCCCCCGCCAGGAGGAGGCAUCAUGGAGGCAGGCACAGCAGGUGCUGCGCUGGCUGGCAAUGCGCCCGACACCGGGGCGACUGGCACCUCGAGUCGAGGCGCAGGAGGAGAGUUGCUCGGAGCUGUCGGCGCUCAGCUCCUCGGGGCUGACGCGUGCAAGUACCUGUACUCACCUGCGCCGGGCCUCAAGGGGCAUCCGUCUGUCUUCGCGGACCCACUCGCUCUCCACCAGGGCAACGGGGUGCACGCGACCGGUUUUCCCAGCCCAUCGUUCGGCGUGAUAGGCGCGAGUGCGUUGUCACUCUCAGCCGGGAAGGUGCCUGCCUCGUGCCUCUCCCACGGCGAAGAAAGGAGCGCGGGGGGCAGCGCGCGCCAGGGGAAGGAGGACAAGGUCGCGCAGAACGAGAAGAGCCCGUCCGGCGCGGCGGCGUUUCCGGCGGUCGCGAAGAAGAAGCCUCCGCCGGCGGCGUCGCCCGUCGGGGGAGGCGGGUCUGCGUCGCUCUUUUCGUCCUCCCUCUCCUCACUUCUAGACCCAGCCGCCCCCGUCUUCCAUCCUCAGCAAUCUUCAUCGUCGGGCAAGAGCUUUCUGCAGGUCAUCGCUGACGACAGCAGUCGCCAGCUGCUGAACACGCUUCUGCACGCCAGUCUAAGUCCGAACGGCGCUCAGGCUUGCCGCCCUCCAGGGGGAGCAGGAGAGGCCGUAGCAGCACGCCGGACAGACAGCGGCGCGCAGGCGGGUGCGUCGUCCUCUGUGCUGUCGUCUUCGUUCGCCUCUUCGGGGUUCCCCUGUCCCCUCUCUGGCGCAGCAUUCUCCUCUUCUCACGGGCUGUUAAAAAAGCCGCACGAGCAGGCCAGCGCUCAGCAUCAGGCCCGCCAACUGCUCGCGAGCGCCCUCCUCACGUCUGACUUUGGACAGACUGACGCGUCUGCUGAAGACGCUUCCCAGCGGCAACUGCGGAACGAGCUCCUCCUUCUGCUGCGGCAGAAGGAAAACUUGCCUUCUUUCGCUGAUGAACUGGAGCUUCGGAAGCGGAGGGGCAGCGCCAGCGGAAGCGCGUUGCCCUCUCUCGCCUCGUCUUCCUCAUCGCGCAGAGACAGCAGACUGGCGCAGCUCGCUGGACCGGCGGCAGGUGGCGACUGCCCCCCAGGCCGGACUGCGGGAACAAGGGAGGCGGCUGCGGCAGGCGACCGGCUGGAGAAACCUCGCUUGGAGGCCGAGCUGCUUAUGCUGCAGAGUCUUCUGUCGCAACAUACGUCGCUGUGCUUGCCGUCCUCCGCGUGGAGCUCUGCCGUGGGUGGUGGCGGCGGCGCGGGCGCCGCCCCUCCUGUUGACGCGUCGUUGAAGCAGCUGCUCGCGUCGUCGCACGCGCUUCCGCGGCUUCAGCAGAUUCACCACCCGGGCAGCUUCUCUUCUGUAAAUUCCUUCGGCGUCUGGUCAGGCGAUGGGGACAGAAUGGACGAAGAAGACGGCGGGGCUCCCGCCCGAGCCCCCGGGAUACUGCAGGCUUCGGCGACCCCUCCCGCUUGCAGAAGCGUGGAAGAGCGGCGCGAGGGAGGCAAGCAGAGACACGACGAGCGUGAGUCGCCGCGGGGCGCGCCUCUGUCUUCUCUGAGUGCCUCUUCGCAUUCGAAGAGUCCCGAGUCUGUCUCCUCUGCGUCCUCCUCCGUCGCCGCUGGGUUGCGGCAUUCGAACACGGCUUCGUCCGGCAGACCAGGCAACCUCGAACAGCAAGCGCGCGCUUCGCCUCGACUGCCGUCCAGCGAGACGCGUCCCGCUUCCUCCGCGACGGCGUCGCCUCCAGGUGCGUUCUCUCCGGCGUCGUCGUUGUGUGCCUCAUUUUCGUCUGCCGCGGGCGGCGGAGGGUUGCUCGGCAGCGCGCGACCCCGGGGAGGGGAGACGCAGAGGGAGUCGGAAGGGCCUCUCGUGAGCAGACGCGAAGCCGAGUGCGAAGGCGGGGCGCCCGCGGGGCCGCUCGCGUCGUGUUGGUCGCUGAAGGAGGCGUUCUCGUUUCCUCAGCCGCAGUCCGGCGCGGUCUCCCGAACGAGCGCCAGCACGCCGAGCAACCGUCACGCUCCCCUGGGUCUCCAGCCCGCCUCGCUUCUCCUCGGCCUGCGCGGCGGCGAGAAUGUCGGCGAGUCAAAGCUUGGCGACUCGGCAGAGCGCCCUGUUCCACUGGAUUUAUCUGACAGACGCAGAGAGGCGCGCGAAGAAGGCUCCCGCGGCGACGAACGCCCGGGCAGCGGGGCUGCGGCGGGGGCCGAUGGAGCGGCGGGCGUCGUCCUCGCCGCCGUCCCGCAGAAACGCGAGUCGGCUCCGGCCGUGUUUUGCUGUGAAGGGCCUCAGGGGGCUCAGAAGAGCGCCGCUAUGCCGCCGCGUGCGCAGAGCAGCAGUUUGGGUCACUCUGGCGAGAGUCUCAAAGCCGCGAGUCACGCCGCCAACGGGGGCGAUGGGCGGGCGACAACUGGAGAGGAGCAGGGUCCAGGCGCUGCCGCGGACAGCGGGGCUCGCAGGGAGGCCAGCGCGUCUAACGGGAGAGGAAGGCCUGGAGACGGCGAGAGCGGGAAGCGGGCUGCACCCGAGGUGAAGUGCGUCUCGUCAGCUGCGGCGGGCGUCGAGAAGGGCGACCUGAAGCCGCCUGCGGGCGAACGGACGGGAGGCGGCAGCGCAGGGUCCCCGCAGCGCGACGCCCAAGACGCGUCCGAGGCGGGUGCUGAGGAUUUCUCUGUUCAGGUCCAGGUCCCCGUGUCUUUGGCGCAGUCCGAAGACAGCCUGUCUGUCCUGUUGCUGCUGCUGCGAUCCUUCUCUACACGCGUCUCCGUCGUCGUGCCUUCCUCCUCUUCGCAGCACACCACACCGCCCACCGGCCCCAGUCGCACAGGCGGCCAGGCAGCAGCCGGCCCCGGAGGGCGCGGGCAUGCGGAGCCGCUUCCGGGGACGAUCUCCCUGCAAAUCAGCGGGUCUGCGGACAACGUGUCUUCGGCGACGGCUGUCCUGCAGUCUCUCCUGGCGGGGAGUCUGUAG
Messenger RNA from Besnoitia besnoiti, 6531 nucleotides. RefSeq lists its product as uncharacterized. The coding region runs from base 1 to 6531 and encodes 2176 amino acids. NCBI's taxonomy places the organism in Eukaryota, Apicomplexa, Conoidasida, Eucoccidiorida, Sarcocystidae. The transcript has 6 exons. The record is from RefSeq and is a predicted model, not a curated record. Gene Ontology annotation, molecular function: RNA binding.